Messenger RNA from Phaeoacremonium minimum UCRPA7, 1119 nucleotides. RefSeq names its product putative d-isomer specific 2-hydroxyacid dehydrogenase protein. Gene Ontology annotation, molecular function: hydroxypyruvate reductase [NAD(P)H] activity; NAD binding; glyoxylate reductase (NADPH) activity. The record is from RefSeq and is a predicted model, not a curated record. Lineage: Eukaryota; Fungi; Ascomycota; Sordariomycetes; Togniniales; Togniniaceae. The coding region runs from base 1 to 1119 and encodes 372 amino acids. Gene Ontology annotation, cellular component: cytosol. The transcript is spliced from 3 exons.
AUGCAGCUCUCAUCCUUCAGCGUUGGCUUCGAUGUCAUCCGCCCGUCCGCCGCCGAGCGGCAGCGGCCCGAGUUCAUGCGCGCCUUGAAAGAGCGCCGAUGGGGCGAGUUCAGUGCCAUCUUCCGGCCGUUCUGGGGCACCGGAGGGGAGAUGGGACGAUGGGAUGAGGAAUUGAUAGGGCUUCUACCUGACAGCGUCAGAGUCUUUGCGAGUGCCGGUGCUGGCUUCGACUGGGCUGAUACGGAGCUCUUGGGGCAACGAGGCAUCAUCUACUGCAACUCGGGGCUCGCAGCUGCCGAGUCCGUGGCCGACUUCGCCGUCGCCAUGAUCAUCUCAACCUUCCGGCAGCUGCCCUGGUGUAUGGCUGCCGCGACGUUGCCAUACUUGUCGACUUCCGAUUCCGCCGAAGAGGUCGCACAUAAUCUUUUCCAAUCCUGCCACGCCUUCGCGACGGGCCAGUCGAGAAACCCGCGCAACCACGUCCUCGGCCUCGUUGGGCUUGGUAAUAUCGGCCAGCAUCUGGCGGCCAAGAUGGGCAAUCCGGCUUUUGGUAUGAAAAUUCACUAUUUUGAUGUCUUCCGCAAGACGGCCGCCGUCGAGAACGAUCUUGGCGCGACGUUUCACCCAACGCUCGAGGGACUGCUGCAGGUCUCAGAUUGCGUGGUGCUCUGUACGCCGGCCAGCGCUGAUGGGAAGCCGCUUAUCACGAAAGAGACACUCAAUCAUAUGCGCCCGGGAACGCGUUUCGUGAAUAUUGCGCGAGGGAGCCUAGUGGACGCCGACGCACUCGCGGAUGCACUCGAAGCUGGCACGGUUUGGUCGGCGGCACUCGACGUGCAUGCGGAUGAGCCGCGCAUCAACAAGCGUCUGCUACGGAUGAGCGGCAUUGAGGUCACCGUAGACGGUGCGCCAAAGGGGGAUGCUCCGCGUGUGCAUCCUGGGCGAGUGAUGCUCACAUGCCACAAUGCAGGAGGGACGGUUGAUUCCCACAUUGGCUUCGAGGAGUUGAGCAUGCGCAAUAUCAUGGCCGUCCUGUCGGGAGGAGAUGCAAUCACGCCAGUCAAUAUGCAUUAUCUGAAGCGAAAGGAGCAGAAUGACCCGUUGAAAAACAAGAUGUAA